AAGCGAUAUGUAUCCUUAAGCCUUAAAUUCCUGUUUUUUGAUUUACUUGUUAAUAGCGUGAAGCAGAUUUUUUAAAUUUUCGAUUCAGUAAUUCGAAAAUAAAGAUGGCGCCAAAGAUUUUAAGCACAGAUUCGAAAACACUUAUGGAGAAAGAUUUACCAAAUGAGGAAUCUUUGAUUACUACAAAGACGAUAGAUGAAAAUAACAAGCAAAAUAGAAGCGAGAGUUAUAUAAGAAAUGAAGUCUGGUUCAAGACAGAGCUGAAAUGGAUAAACGUCGUAACUAUUAGUCUUCUCCACUUAUGCUUCAUAUAUGCCUGUUUUACUUUUAACUUUUUCGAAAAUCUAAUGACAACUGCUUGGAUAUAUGGCAUGAUUAUAAUAGCAGGCUUUGGUGUCACCGGCGGUGUUCAUCGUUUUUGGACCCAUCGAUCUUAUAAAGCAAAAUGGCAGCUUAGAACUAUACUUGCCGCCUGCUAUGCUGCGGCUAGCAUGAAUGACAUAUUCGAAUGGGUGCGAGAUCAUCGGGUGCAUCAUAAAUAUACUGAUACGGAUGCAGAUCCGCAUAACAGUAACCGAGGAUUCUUUUUCUCCCAUGUGGGUUGGUUGAUGAUGAAGAAACAUCCGGAUGUGAUCCGAAGGGGUUGUAAGAUCGAUAUGAGCGAUGUAUUGGCUGAUCCCAUUGCUGUAUUUGCUAUCAAAUAUUCUUCGAUAUUAAAAUUUAUAUUCGCUUUCUUGCUUCCGGUGAUGUUGCCUGUGUAUGCAUGGAAUGAGACUUGGUCUAGAGCUUUCGUGUCGCAGAUUUUUAUUCGUUACAUUUUGGUUUUAAAUUUCACAUGGAGCGUUAAUAGUGUGGCUCAUAUCUGGGGUUCAAGGCCAUAUGAUGCGCAUAUAAAUCCAACAGAAAGCCUAUUCGUUAACUAUGCUACGAUCGGUGAAGGAUCACACAAUUAUCAUCAUAUUUUCCCGUGGGACUAUAAAGCUUCCGAGUUUAACGGUUCCAUAACCACAAAUCUCAUUAAAUUCUUCUCGAAAAUCGGCUGGGCGUAUGAUCUCAAAGAACCGUCGGAAGAGCUUAUAAAAACCGUUGCAAUGAAUAGAGGUGAUGGAAGUCAUUCUUUGUGGAAAGCUGUGCCAUAUUCAGCUAAUAAAAUUGAAUAA
Molecule: messenger RNA, 1160 nt
Organism: Atta colombica
Lineage: Eukaryota; Metazoa; Arthropoda; Insecta; Hymenoptera; Formicidae
Product: stearoyl-CoA desaturase 5-like
Exons: 6
Coding region: 105-1160 (351 amino acids)
Biological process (GO): unsaturated fatty acid biosynthetic process
Cellular component (GO): endoplasmic reticulum membrane
Molecular function (GO): iron ion binding; stearoyl-CoA 9-desaturase activity
Source: RefSeq, a predicted model, not a curated record